UCAUCUAGAUCAGUGGUGCCCAACCCCUGUGGCCCUGCAGGCUGGAUUCACUGUGCAGGCCCAGUCCCAUCAGAGGUCAGUCAGCAAUUAAGAUUGCCUCCACCACUUUCCUGCUGCCAAAUAUAUGGAUCUACAAGGAGCCCUGCUGGAUGACACCACUCCAUGGUUUGGACCCAGUUUGUGGACUGGAUCUUAGCACCCCUGAUCCAUACGAACAGUUGUGCUGAUUGUCCCCAUUCUCUUUCCUCUGUCCCUUCUAGGUAGGGGACCACAAAUUCAGUGCCCACCGGAUCGUCCUGGCAGCCUCCAUCCCUUACUUCCAUGCCAUGUUUACAAAUGAUAUGAUGGAAUGCAAACAGGACGAGAUUGUCAUGCAGGGAAUGGAUCCAAGUGCACUCGAGGCUCUGAUCAACUUUGCCUACAACGGGCAUCUUGCAAUAGAUCAGCAGAACGUUCAGUGUUUGCUGAUGGGGGCAAGUUUCCUUCAGCUGCAAAAUAUCAAGGAUGCCUGCUGCACCUUUCUCAGAGAGAGACUUCACCCAAAGAACUGCCUGGGAGUGCGUCAGUUUGCAGAAACGAUGAUGUGCGCGGUGCUCUACGACUCUGCCAAUAGCUUCAUCCACCAGCACUUUGUGGAGGUGUCCAUGUCCGAGGAGUUCCUCACGCUGCCUUUUGAAGACGUCCUGGAGCUGGUUUCAAGGGACGAGCUCAAUGUCAAGUCAGAGGGGCAGGUAUUUGAAGCUGCAUUGGCCUGGAUACGGUACGACCGAGAUCAGAGGGAAACCUUCUUGCCUGAGCUGCUGUCCAAAAUCCGACUGCCCCUUUGUCGACCUCAAUUCCUCACUGACCGCGUGCAACAAGAUGACCUUGUCCGCUGCUGCCAUAAAUGCAGGGACCUGGUUGACGAGGCAAAAGACUAUCACCUAAUGCCAGAGCGUCGGCCCCACCUCCCAGCAUUCAAAACCCGUUCCCGAUGCUGCACUUCAAUCGCGGGAUUAAUUUAUGCAGUUGGAGGACUUAAUUCAGCAGCACAUUUUUAUGCAGGUGAUUCACUGAAUGUCGUGGAAGUCUUCGACCCCAUUGCCAAUCACUGGGAGAAGUGCCAGCCAAUGACGACGGCGCGCAGCCGAGUGGGUGUCGCGGUGGUGAAUGGACUCUUGUAUGCCAUCGGUGGCUACGACGGCCAGUUGCGGCUGAGUACGGUGGAAGUUUACAACCCAGAGACGGAUUUGUGGUCCAAAGUGGGAAGCAUGAACAGCAAACGAAGUGCAAUGGGAACCGUGGUGCUGGAUGGGCAGAUCUACGUAUGCGGCGGGUACGAUGGAAACUCAUCCCUCAACUCUGUGGAGAUGUACUCGCCAGAAACAGACAAGUGGACAGUAGUGACCCCUAUGAGCUCCAACCGCAGCGCAGCCGGAGUCACGGUGUUUGAAGGCAGGAUCUAUGUGUCUGGAGGGCAUGAUGGCUUACAGAUCUUCAGCAGCGUGGAGUACUACAACCAUCACACAGCCACGUGGCAUCCCGUCACCAGCAUGCUCAACAAACGCUGUCGGCAUGGAGCUGCCUCCCUGGGCAGCAAGAUGUUUGUGUGCGGGGGCUAUGACGGCUCCGGCUUCCUCAGCAUUGCUGAAGUGUACAGCUCCAUGGCAGAUCAGUGGUACCUGAUUGUCCCUAUGAACACCCGGCGGAGCCGUGUCUCCCUGGUAGCAAACUGUGGCCGCCUUUACGCUGUGGGUGGCUACGACGGACAGUCCAACCUCAAUUCGGUAGAAAUGUACGACCCAGAAACUAAUUGCUGGACGUUCAUGGCCCCCAUGGUAUGUCACGAAGGAGGGGUUGGUGUGGGGUGCAUACCACUCCUGACCAUCUGAAGAAGGAAGCACAAGGCAGCCGUUUUCAAGUGACAAUCUUGGGAGAGACCCAACAAGGGUUUAAUAAUGUGAUAUUGAGAGGUACAUUUCGAGGUGCUCGUGUCAUUCAUGAACACACACAAACUGUCCUAAAACCACCCUGUAACUUGCGUGCUGAGGUUCCAGAUAGACGAAUAAUUUGCCAUUCAGAUUGCGUGCGCGGAUGUGAGCGAGACUUGCCCACCUCUCUCCUGGACUGGGUGUCGAAUGUAUCCCGUGGCUGGCGCAGUCUUCCUCUUGCCAACCAUUGCUUUGGGUACAGCAUUGAGCCAGGCAGGGUCCACCACAGGAGGUGCUUUUGAGAAUCACCACUGGAGUCUCUAUGCUGUGGUUCGACUCUGCGUAAAUCUGUGUUGGGAUCAACUGGGAGGGAGUGUAUAAGCAGUAUGUUCAGGGCAAACAACCCAAAAGUCAAGAUCUAGUUUAUCAUUAACAAAUAACUGGGGUAUUGCAAACAGGCUGGUUCUCUAUCUUGUUACCAGGCAUGCUAGAUCUUGCUCAAUAUUACAAGCAGAAGGGACUCUGUCACCAAUGUUGGUUCUUAGAAGUCUGUGGUUGGGCAAAUGCGUGGAAAUGGGUAGCCCCUUUGCAUCUGAGGUGCUGUCCUUAUGACCAGCAUUUUGCUAACUCCUUUGAAUGUAACUUAUUUUGUUCUACUUGAUCAGGAAAAAUGGCUCAAACCAUUUUAAGGAGGGGCAGGGGAUGAGAUGUCCCUCCUUCCUCCCCUCCCAAUCUUUCCAAAAAACUAGGUUACAAUAGGUGUUAUGGGGUGGGGGAGGGGAGGAAUAUAAAUAACACCAGCAGUAAACUUAGAUUUAAGUAAGAAAAUGGCCAAAAUGUUAAUAAUAAAGGUGUCUCUUUCAAAAUAAAAUCUCUAUUUUAGUUUUGCAAAAGUUAGGCAAGGUGCAUACAAGAAACAGCUGGAUCACAGGGUGAUCAAGGUCGGUUCUUCUGAUCUUUCAAGCAGAGGUGAAAACCCAGAGCCUCGCCUUGGCUUUCCUUUGGAAAUUCCCUGCUGUGCAUUCAGCUGUUUUUGAUUUCACAAAAAUGUCCUGUGGGUUUUGAAAUACAGAGUUGGCCCCA
This is a messenger RNA of Gavialis gangeticus (Gharial), 2993 nucleotides long. It is a transcript of the gene KLHL18, whose product is annotated as kelch like family member 18. Gene Ontology annotation, molecular function: protein binding. The transcript is spliced from 9 exons. The coding region runs from base 327 to 1871 and encodes 514 amino acids. NCBI's taxonomy places the organism in Eukaryota, Metazoa, Chordata, Crocodylia, Gavialidae. The record is from RefSeq and is a predicted model, not a curated record.